Messenger RNA from Neogale vison (American mink), 3520 nucleotides. RefSeq names its product EFR3 homolog B (gene EFR3B). Gene Ontology annotation, cellular component: plasma membrane. Gene Ontology annotation, biological process: protein localization to plasma membrane. The coding region runs from base 99 to 2447 and encodes 782 amino acids. Lineage: Eukaryota; Metazoa; Chordata; Mammalia; Carnivora; Mustelidae. The transcript is spliced from 22 exons. The record is from RefSeq and is a predicted model, not a curated record.
GUGUCUGUGGCUGCUGCGGCGCUCUACGCCCCAGGUACAAAAGGCUGGUUGACAACAUCUUUCCUGAGGAUCCCGAGGAUGGCCUGGUGAAGACCAACAUGGAGAAGCUGACCUUCUAUGCCCUCUCAGCUCCAGAGAAGCUGGACCGAAUUGGCGCCUAUCUCUCCGAGAGGCUCAUCCGUGAUGUGGGUCGUCAUCGAUACGGGUACGUGUGCAUCGCCAUGGAGGCACUGGACCAAUUGCUCAUGGCCUGCCAUUGCCAGAGCAUCAACCUCUUCGUGGAGAGUUUCCUCAAGAUGGUGGCCAAGCUGCUGGAGUCAGAGAAGCCCAACCUGCAGAUCCUCGGCACCAACUCGUUUGUGAAGUUUGCCAACAUCGAGGAGGACACCCCAUCGUAUCACCGGAGCUAUGACUUCUUUGUGUCCCGCUUCAGUGAAAUGUGCCACUCCAGCCACGAUGACACGGAAAUCAAAACCAAAAUCAGAAUGUCAGGCAUCAAAGGUCUGCAAGGGGUGGUGAGGAAGACAGUGAACGAUGAAUUGCAAGCCAAUAUCUGGGACCCACAGCACAUGGACAAAAUUGUCCCGUCGCUGCUUUUCAAUCUGCAGCACAUAGAGGAGGCAGAGAGCCGCUCUCCCUCGCCCCUCCAAGCACCAGAGAAGGAGAAAGAGAACCCAGCAGAGCUGGCCGAGAGGUGCCUUCGGGAAUUGCUGGGCCGCGCUGCCUUUGGCAACAUCAAAAAUGCCAUCAAGCCUGUUCUCAUCCACCUGGAUAACCAUUCUCUCUGGGAACCCAAGGUCUUUGCCAUCCGUUGCUUUAAAAUCAUCAUGUACUCAAUUCAGCCGCAGCACUCCCACCUGGUUAUCCAGCAGCUCCUGAGCCACCUGGACGCCAACAGCCGCAGUGCGGCCACGGUGCGGGCGGGCAUCGUGGAGGUCCUGUCGGAAGCUGCCGUCAUCGCGGCCACCGGCUCCGUCGGGCCCACGGUGCUGGAGAUGUUCAACACUCUGCUGAGGCAGCUGCGGCUCAGCAUCGACUACGCCCUCACCGGGAGCUACGACGGGGCCAUCAGCCUGGGCACCAAGAUCAUCAAAGAGCACGAAGAGCGCAUGUUCCAAGAAGCUGUCAUCAAGACCAUAGGCUCCUUUGCCAGCACGUUGCCCACGUAUCAGCGCUCCGAGGUGAUCCUCUUCAUCAUGAGCAAGGUCCCACUGCCUUCUCUGCAUCAUCCCAUGGAGACAGGGAGGACAGGAGAGAACAGGAACCGGCUGACCCAGAUUAUGCUGCUGAAAUCCCUCCUUCAGGUGUCCACAGGCUUCCAGUGCAACAACAUGAUGUCAGCCCUGCCCAGCAACUUCCUGGACCGCCUUCUGUCCACCGCCCUCAUGGAGGACGCAGAGAUCCGCCUCUUUGUUCUAGAGAUUCUCAUCAGUUUCAUCGAUCGUCAUGGCAACCGCCACAAGUUCUCUACCAUCAGUACCCUCAGUGACAUCUCUGUCCUGAAGCUGAAAGUGGACAAGUGCUCCCGACAGGAUACCGUCUUCAUGAAGAAGCACUCCCAGCAGCUCUACAGACAUAUCUACCUGAGCUGCAAGGAGGAGUCGAACAUACAGAAGCACUAUGAGGCGCUCUACGGCUUGCUGGCGCUCAUCAGCAUUGAGCUGGCCAACGAGGAGGUGGUGGUCGACCUCAUCCGCCUGGUGCUGGCUGUUCAGGACGUGGCCCAGGUCAAUGAAGAGAACUUGCCCGUGUACAACCGCUGUGCCCUCUACGCACUGGGUGCGGCCUACUUGAACCUCAUCAGCCAGCUCACCACCGUCCCUGCCUUCUGCCAACACAUCCAUGAGGUGAUAGAGACCCGGAAGAAGGAGGCUCCCUACAUGCUCCCUGAGGCCGUGUUUGUAGAGAAGCCCAGGUUGUCCCAAAAUCUAGACGGAGUAGUCAUUGAGUUCCUCUUCCGCCAGAGCAAGAUCAGCGAGGUCCUGGGGGGCAGCGGCUACAACUCCGACAGGCUCUGCCUGCCCUACGUCCCUCAGCUGACAGAUGAGGAUCGCUUAUCCAAGAGGAAGAGCAUUGGAGAAACCAUUUCCCUGCAGGUGGAGGUGGAAUCCAGGAACAGCCCAGAGAAGGAGGAGCGAGUGCCUGCCGAGGAGAUCACCUAUGAGACCCUAAAGAAGGCCAUCGUGGACAGCGUAGCAGUCGAGGAGCAGGAACGUGAACGGCGGCGACAAGUGGUGGAGAAGUUCCAGAAGGCACCCUUUGAGGAGAUCGCGGCACACUGUGGGGCCAGGGCAUCACUGCUGCAGAGCAAACUCAAUCAGAUCUUUGAAAUCACCAUCCGGCCCCCGCCAAGCCCAUCAGGCACCAUCACCGCAGCCUAUGGCCAGCCUCAGAAGCACUCCAUCCCGGUCUACGAGAUGAAGUUUCCCGAUCUGUGUGUUUACUGAAUCCAGAAGACCGAGCUCCUCGGCGGGGUGGGGUCUGAGGGAGGGGCUGGCCUCACAACCCACCCCUGUGGCCUGGAAAUGGAACUGAGAGGUCAGAGGAAAAGCAGCUUGGUUGGCGGCACCUCCCCAGCUAAGCAAGGGGGAGCCUUGGGCCCCCUGUCAGCCCCCCCACUUCCUCCUCGUCUUCCCUGAAGGAGAUCAGCCUCUGGAGCCAAUAAGCAUCUCACCUGCCCUUUGUCUCCUCCUUUGUGUCCGCCAAGAGCUGAGAACCUUGGGAGGGCUGGGGCUUACUCUCCGGAGGGAGACAGGGGUCCUGAGAAUCUCCUGCUUGCUGUAGGUCAGGAAGGGCUUUCAUGGGGGUGGGUCUGGGGGGCACAGCUGCCGAUCCCCCGGGAGGGAACUAAACAGAGACAUGGGACGACAGUCAGGAGGAUGCAGGGCGAGCUCCCAGCUGCUCUGGGAAAGCAGUGCUGUGCAAGGUUGGGAGGCGGCUGCUGUCUUCCAGAGCAUUCUCCCUCUGCCUGGAGGCCUCCAGCCUCUCCUCCUUUCCACUCUCCUGCUUGCCCUGCCGGUUGUGUCCUUGUGAUUCUUUCUAUUAUUAAUUCACGUCAAGCCCUUCCAACAGGAACUGCAGUCAAGACACCAUGCACAGCAAGAAAGGAUAAAAAUCCAGGAUGGGCAGCUUGGGCCAUAGAGGGGACUGGCUCUCCCUGGGCGAGGCCUGCCCCCUGUGGAGGAGCAGCAGGCAGAAGUGGGCAAGGCCACGUCCCCUGUUGCAUCCUCACCUCCCUCAUGGAGAGGGAGCUUGCUGGCCCCCCCCCACAGUUCUCUUCCUUCUGGAUGUUUCUCUAAGUUGAGUUUUCUCUCUGAUGCCCUUCUUCCUGAGGAUCCUAGCAUGUUUCUACAGCCCCUGAGUUGAGGGAGGGCAGAAUGAGGUAAUGGUUAAAGAAAAUCUGGUUCUAUGUGUCUCAAAAGGAAGAGGAAUUGUGAGGGCCUCCGGGCCUGCCCACCUCACUUCCUGUGGCAGAGGCUCCCGGCCUGAUUUGGGAGGGGGCAGGGGAGGGGCUUGUGAA